AAAGGCAGACUUUGGACCCACUUAACUCACUCUUCUCCUCUUCCGGGUGUCCCAGACAUAAGCCUUCUGUCUACCUGCACUGCCAGGCUCUUCAGUCCCCACCAUGAAUAUCCAGUUUGCCCCUACCGACCUGCCCCUAAGCAGAAGACUGCAGACGGCCUCGGUGCUACAGUGGGUCUUCUCCUUUCUGGGCCUGGCUCCAAGCUGCAUCGUGCUGUUCUUUGUGUUGAUGUUCACUCGGUUCUGGCUGGUCAGCGUGUUGUACGCCUGCUGGUGGUUCAUCGACUGGGAAACACCAUCCAAGGGGGGCAACAGGGUUCACUUCCUCUCCAAUCUACGUGUCUGGGACUACAUGAGGGACUACUUCCCUGUAAAGUCUGCUGUCCCCACAUGCUUCAAGAUGGCCACCUUUGUUCCCGUACCCAAGAAUGCAAAGCUGGUGAAGACAGUGGACUUGGACCCCAGGCAGAACUACAUACUUGGUUUCCAUCCCCAUGGGAUCCUGGUGGCUGGAGCCUUCACUAACUUCUGCACGUAUGCUACAGGCUUCAGGAAACUGUUCCCUGGCCUGGACAGCUUUCUGCUGAUGCUACCUCUCUGGUUCAGAGCCCCCUUCUUCAGAGACUACAUCAUGAUGGCAGGUCUGAUUCCCUCGGACAAGGAGAGUGCCAGCUAUCUGUUACGUCGACAGGGAGGUGGGAAUGCCGUUGUUAUAGCAGUAGGAGGAGCCCCCGAGGCCCUUGACGCACGCCCUGGCGCCUUCACCAUUCUCUUAGCCAAUAAGAAGGGCUUCAUCAAACUGGCAAUGGAACAUGGUGCCCAUCUGGUGCCGGUCUUCUCCUUCGGGGAGAAUGAGUUGUUCGACCAGGUGGAAAACUCUCGAGGCACCUGGAUCCGCUUGAUUCAGGACAAGCUGCAGAGCUUCAUGGGUAUCUCUCUGCCCCUCUUCCACGCACGGGGCAUUUUCCAGUACAGCUAUGGUAUCAUGCCCUACAGGAAGCCCAUCAACACUGUGGUGGGACGGCCAAUCAGAGUGGAGAAGAAUGAGAAGCCCACAGUGGAGGAGCUUGACGCCCUCCAUCAGCUCUACACAGAAGAACUCAGCCAGCUGUUUGAGGAGCAUAAGGGCAAGUAUGGAGUGCCAGAGGACCAACACCUCAGCUUUGUCUGAGCAGGACUCACAACCAGGAGAGUGAGAGUGAGAGUGAGAGUGAGAGAGAGAGAGAGAGAGAGAGAGAGAGAGAGAGAGAGAGAGAGAGAGAGAGAGAGAGAGAGAGAGAGAGAGAGAGAGAGAGAGAGAGAGGGGGAGA
Molecule: messenger RNA, 1310 nt
Organism: Oncorhynchus keta (chum salmon)
Lineage: Eukaryota; Metazoa; Chordata; Actinopteri; Salmoniformes; Salmonidae
Product: 2-acylglycerol O-acyltransferase 2-A-like
Exons: 7
Coding region: 104-1171 (355 amino acids)
Biological process (GO): triglyceride biosynthetic process; diacylglycerol biosynthetic process
Cellular component (GO): endoplasmic reticulum membrane
Molecular function (GO): diacylglycerol O-acyltransferase activity; 2-acylglycerol O-acyltransferase activity
Source: RefSeq, a predicted model, not a curated record